Diachasma alloeum is the source of this 3952-nucleotide messenger RNA. RefSeq names its product USP6 N-terminal-like protein (gene RN-tre). The record is from RefSeq and is a predicted model, not a curated record. NCBI's taxonomy places the organism in Eukaryota, Metazoa, Arthropoda, Insecta, Hymenoptera, Braconidae. The coding region runs from base 307 to 2040 and encodes 577 amino acids. The transcript is spliced from 6 exons.
GUUACAUCAGUAAACGGCACACGGAGUGUUUGGUGGUUUUCACUUAAAACAAACUCCUACUAUGAAUAAUACUCCAGAAACCAGUGAAACAUAAAAGGAAAACGAUAAAAAAUCAUCAGUUGUACACUCAAGGAUGCUAGUUACAGUGUGUGUCAGUUACUGUAUUAGAAUGUCAAUGCAACUGAGAUGAAAAUAAUCUUAGACAUUUCUCGAUAAUAAGAUGAGCGUGAAGAAAAUGAAAAAUUAAAUAUUUGGGGCUUGUAAUAAAAGUGAAGGUGGUGCAAUUGGUGUGAUAAAAGAGGCGGUAUGCUUGAGAAUAUACCGUCGUCUCGUGGAAUGAAUGAGGAAGAGUUGUUGAAACGAUCCGCUGCUGAGCGGGACAGAAUUUUCAGUAAUUACGAUCGUGGGAGAGAGCCUGGUGCACAGAUUGAUUCAUGGGAGGAUCCUGGAUAUGAGGUUUAUCACACAACUGACAGAUAUGGAUUCAUUCAUGAUAAACGAUUACCACGUAAACACGAAUCGAACGAAAUUAAAAUGCACCAUAUCGAGAUGGAGAGACUCAAGAAGUGGGAGAAAAUGACGAAACACUGGGACAGCCCAGCGACUAAAGAGAAAUUGAGGAGGAGGAUUUACAAAGGUAUACCUGAUAGAUUCAGGGGUCAAGUGUGGGCUCUAUUGCUUGGUAUUCAAACCUUAAAACAAGAGCACCCUGGUAAAUAUGAAGAGAUGCUUAAUCUUGCCAGACAGUGGUCGACUGAGAUACGACAGAUCGAUGCUGACGUCGCCAGACAAUACAGAGAUCAUAUUGAUUAUAGGGAAAGAUAUAGCAUCAAGCAGAGGUCAAUGUUCUACGUAUUGGCAGCCUACAGCAUGUACAAUAUGGAAGUAGGUUAUUGUCAAGGAAUGUCAGUAUUAGCAGGCCUGCUGUUGCUCUACAUGGACGAGGAGGAUGCAUUUUGGGGCCUCUCUGUGCUCCUUGCAGAUAAGAAGUACUGCAUGCAUGGCUUUUAUAUCGAUGGAUUUCCAAAGUUAAAUCGUUUCAUCGAACAUCACGACAAAAUAAUGACAAAAUUCCUUCCAAAAUUGAAGCGAAAACUGGACAAGUGUGGCUGUGACUCAAUCCUGUAUGCACUCAAGUGGUUUUUUGUUGUUUUCCAAGAGAGAACACCAGUGAGUCUUGGCCUGAGAAUUUGGGAUGUAUUCCUGCUGGACGGGGACCGUAUUUUAUCUGCAAUGGCGUACACAAUAAUGAAAUUGCACAAACGUUAUUUGCUACCAUUGGAGGGGCUCGACGAAUUUUGCAAUUAUCUUCAGAUUAAAUUGGAGAAAGACUUUCGGUAUGAUGAUGAUACUGUCAUUAGUGCUAUGGAAAGGAAUCAGGAAGAGCUCAAACGUGCUAAGUUGGAUUAUCCUGGAGGACCAUUGACUCAAGAAUUACCACGAUUCCCAUUUGGAACAUUCAAAGAGCCUUCUUUUACCAGCAAAGUUGGACGAAGAGCGGAAGAAUUUUCCGAGGCUCAACUAGUCCUUCGAGAGUCAGUGGCCCAACGGAGAGAGCUAGCAGUGACCGAGGAAACCCGCAACAGUCCAAUUCCCAGUGGUAGUGAUUUGGGGGGCAGCAAAUUCUCUUUCGAUCCAAGUAUCGAUGAUGGCACUUCCCCCCAUGGUUCUCGUCGUUCCCUAGCCGACACUUCUGUCACUUCAACAGCAGAUUUAUCAGUGUUUAGUUCAGCGACACGAUCGCAAGUCCUCGACAAUAGUUUGGAUACUCAGAGCAAUAUAUCUGUUGGUUCAUCAGGCAGUGGGGGCCUUCCAACUCCUCGUGCUACACCUCACCAGCCCUCACCUGAUGUGGUCAGGAUCUACGUACCUUAUUCACCGCUAUCGCCAAAUUCAUUCAAGGAGGACCUGCAGAGAACCCUUCCACGUUCACUCGAAACUAACAAAAUAAGGAUUAAAAUUGAUCCCGAUGAAACUCCAAUUGUAGAUCUCAAACCGUUCUCUCUCGAUAAUCCAGAUGUUGAACUCGAUCUGAAAUAAUUAUUACCCUUAUUUCAUUGAGUUUCUGCAACCAAGUGGUAGAGAAUAGUAUUCCUAUAAUAGAAGACAUGAUUUUGGGGAUAUUUCUCAAACUAGUGAAUUUAGAAUAAAAUGUCAAGAGAUCCGUUUUGUACAGAAAGGAAUUUCCCAUAAAAAGUUUCUCUUGUCAAAGACUGAAAGAACUAUUUCUGUUUCUAUUGUAUUGAAAAAAAUAAGAAAUGAGAGAGUAGAGUGAAUUUUGUGUGAGAUAUUUUCAACAUUUUGCCUCUCCCGAUUCAGUGAAGGGAUGAAAAAAGGUUCAAUUUAAAACACAACAGUAUGAUUAUAAAAUUAUCCCAUUAGUGGAAGGAUACAGAGAAAAUUGCAGAAAUAUUUUCUCGGCGAUAAGUUUCCUCCCCUUCAUUAACUGUCUCUUGACCUUUCUCCUACAAUCACUAGUUUCCCAACAAGGAAAAAGGAUAAGCCCAAAAAGUUCAUAUAUUUUCUGACGAAUAUCUCUGCAACUGAGAUGAAUGUAUCCUUUUCCGGCUCUAUCCCUAUUUUCUUUUGCUCCCUAGCAGCACCUACAUUACGUUGCUGCGAGCUUUUAAUUGAUUUUGGGACUAUUUUGUAUUAAGUGCAUGGAAAUAAUUUGUAGUAAAAAAACGUUUACAGUAAAUACCAUGAUUAAACACAUCUAGAUGAAAAUCAGAAUAUUUUUUACUCAGAUGGCAAUGGGGCCAUUCAUAUUGAAGGUUUUUGAGAAAAUUGCUAAGUGACCAUUCUCAUAGGUAAUUUCAUUUUCUACAAAAAAAGCUUUUUUGGUGAUUAUAUCGGGACUUUUCGGUCUCAGAAAUAUUUUUAAAUAAAACUUCAACAAAUGUCACUGGUAUUGUUUAAUAUCUUCAUUUUUACUUGAUUUGGUACUUAGGGAAAGGGAUGUGGAAUUUUCAGUACGCGGAGACGAAAAUCGCUGGUUUAGGUCAAUAACAUGACCAAUUUCAAAUACUUUGAAGGAGUUCAUUUCUCCAGCUUGACUUUGUCACUAGUUAAAUUUUUUGUUCUUGUUUUCUCAAAUUUUCCGUAAAAAUGAUCAAACAUGUCUUGAGCACCUUUAUUUUAUUAAAUAAUAAUCUCGCAAGAGUCACGGAAUAUUUUUCUCGUGUUAUUAUUGAUUCUUUGAACACUCAUCGCUUCGGAGACUUUAAAUUUUCACCACUCAACACAGAAUCAAACUAGAAACGUUUUAAUUGGCUAAUACAUCGAUCAUUGAAUGAAUUAAGGAGAUGGAAUGAGAAUCAUUAUUUUUAAAUCUCUAUUGAUUAGUAUUAAUUAAUUAAUUGAUUAUAAAUUAUGAAUGUUUCGAAUAUUCAGAUUUUUCCACAUUUCAUUUUAUUUGAUUAUUGAAUUGUGACAUGGAAAUGAAACUCAUUGAUAUUAUUUUUUAAUUGUGUAUUAUGAGACAGAAGAUUGUAAAAUAAUAAACAUGCCUAUGGAAAUUGUUCAAUAAUUGUAAAGAUUAGAUCUUGAAAUACUUUUCCGUGAAUUGCAAUUCUUCACAAAUAGUAGUGUAUAGGAUGUGUUUAAAUGGCAGUAUCUUGACGAAAAUAAAGACGAAGUAAUUUGAAGACAAAGGGAAAAAUAACUUUACAAAACUCAAUUGAAGAGUGAUAUAGUAAGGAUUAGAGAUAGCGCUCGAUAUAAAUGUGGAUAAAAUUAAUGUAAUAAAGUUAUAAGUUAUUAUUCGUGAAAAUUACAGAAUGUAAGGAUUAGAAAUGAAAUUAUUCUUUUUUUCACAUGACAAUUACGAUGAUAAUUUCGAGUAAAAUUCUCUAAGUUGAUUUUAUUUUUUUAAGUGAAUUUUUAUUGUAAUACAAUGCGGCAAUGUAUUUUUUGAGUGAUGAGAUUAAAAAAAUUGUAUUCAAAAUUGAAA